AUGCGUGGGUUUGCGUCGCACCAGGCGAUGACGGUGAUUCCCAACACGACCGAGUCCAAGUCGGCACAGUUCCAGGAGAACGCCAGCAACAUGGCCCAGGCGGUGCGCGACCUGGAAGCACAGGUGACGCGGAUCUCGCAGGGCGGGCCUGAGAAGGCGCGGGCCAAGCACCUGGCACGCAACAAGCUGCUGCCGCGCGACCGGGUGGGCAAGCUGCUGGACCCGGGAUCGGCGUUCCUGGAGCUGUCGCAGCUGGCGGGGCUGGGGAUGUACGGCGAGGAGAUCGCGGGCGGCGGAAUCAUCACGGGGAUUGGGCGUGUCAACGGCGUCGAGUGCAUGGUGGUGGCCAACGACUCGACAGUCAAGAAGCACCUGCGCGCGCAGGAGAUUGCACGUGAAAACAACCUCCCGUGCGUGUACCUGGUGGACUCGGGCGGUGCCAACCUGCCGCACCAGGCGGAGGUGUUCCCGGACCGCGAGCACUUUGGGCGCAUCUUCUACAACCAGGCGACCAUGUCGGGCAUGGGUAUCCCGCAGAUCGCCGUGGUCAUGGGGUCGUGCACGGCCGGCGGAGCGUAUGUGCCGGCCAUGGCCGACGAGAGCAUCAUUGUGAAGAACCAGGGCACUAUUUUCCUGGCCGGCCCGCCGCUGGUCAAGGCCGCAACCGGCGAGGUCGUCAGCGCCGAGGAGCUGGGCGGCGCCGACCUGCACUGCCGCACGUCGGGCGUCACCGACCACUACGCAAUGGACGAUGCCCACGCCCUGGCGCUGGCGCGUGAGGCUGUGGCCAGCCUCAACUGGCAGAAGCCGCAGCAGCUGGCACUGCGGGCGCCCGAGCAGCCGCUGUACGACGCGGCAGAGCUGGGUGGCAUCGUCGGUACCAACCUGCGCAAGCCGUUUGACGUCAAGCAGGUCAUUGCACGCAUCGUCGACGGUAGCCGCUUCCAGGAGUUCAAGCGCCUGUACGGCACCACGCUGGUGACUGGCUUUGCCCAUGUGCAUGGCCAGCCUGUCGGCAUCGUGGCCAACAACGGCAUUCUGUUUGCCGAGUCUGCCCAGAAGGGCGCCCACUUCAUCGAGCUGUGCGCCCAGCGCGGCAUCCCGUUGGUGUUCCUGCAGAACAUCACCGGCUUCAUGGUUGGCUCGUCGGCCGAGGCUGGCGGUAUUGCCAAGCAUGGCGCCAAGCUGGUUACCGCGGUGGCCUGCGCAAAGGUCCCCAAGUUCACCUUCCUGAUCGGCGGCAGCUUCGGCGCCGGCAACUACGGCAUGUGCGGCCGCGCGUACUCGCCGCGGUUCCUGUGGAUGUGGCCCAAUGCCCGCAUCUCGGUUAUGGGCGGCGAGCAGGCGUCCAAUGUGCUGGCCCAGGUCAAGCGCGACGGCAUGGAGGCGCGCGGCCAGACAUGGGCAAGCGAGGCCGAAGACGAGUUCAAGCAGCCCAUUGUCGACAAGUACGAGGCCGAGGGCCACCCGUACUACUCGUCGGCGCGCCUGUGGGACGACGGAGUCAUCCGCCCCGAGGACACCCGCCGCGUGCUGGGCCUGGCGCUGUCGGCAUCGCUGAACAAGCCGAUCGAGAAGACCCAGUUUGGCGUGUUCCGCAUGUAA
Molecule: messenger RNA, 1605 nt
Organism: Linderina pennispora
Lineage: Eukaryota; Fungi; Kickxellomycota; Kickxellomycetes; Kickxellales; Kickxellaceae
Product: carboxyltransferase subunit of acetyl-CoA carboxylase
Exons: 2
Coding region: 1-1605 (534 amino acids)
Biological process (GO): L-leucine catabolic process
Cellular component (GO): methylcrotonoyl-CoA carboxylase complex; mitochondrion
Molecular function (GO): methylcrotonoyl-CoA carboxylase activity
Source: RefSeq, a predicted model, not a curated record